Messenger RNA from Pochonia chlamydosporia 170, 1653 nucleotides. RefSeq names its product cholinesterase. NCBI's taxonomy places the organism in Eukaryota, Fungi, Ascomycota, Sordariomycetes, Hypocreales, Clavicipitaceae. The transcript has a single exon. The record is from RefSeq and is a predicted model, not a curated record. Bases 1 to 1653 code for a protein of 550 amino acids.
AUGAAGCUUCUGCCACUGUUACCAGCCACCAUUGGCCUAUGUGCUGCUCUGCACGUGCCACGACUCGCAGCUGGAAACAAUGUUGAGCGGCGUGAUGGCACAGUAAAGGUGUCUUUUCCUGGAGGCUCAGUUGUCGGCAAGGCCCUACAGGGCAGGGAUUCUUUCAACGGGAUUCCCUUUGCCAAUCCUCCUAUCGGCACCCUCCGGUUAAAGCCUCCGCAAAAGCUUUCCGCAAAAUUAAACGAUUUCGACGGUACUGGAGUUGCAGCCGAAUGUCCGCAGAUGUAUGGCAAACAAUUGGAUAAGCCUAUAGGACAGGAAGACUGUUUGACUCUAAAUGUUGAGCGGCCUGCAGGAACCAAGGCUGGGGACAAGCUUCCAGUGCUAUUCUGGAUUUUUGGUGGUGGAUUUACGUUUGGAGCAUCCAACCUUUACAACGCAGAGAACCUCUUUGCUACGGCCCUGCCACAGAAGCAACCGUUUAUUUUUGUCGCUGUAAACUAUCGUCUAAAUGGCUUUGGUUUCCUCCCUGGCAAGGAAAUCUUAAAUAACGGUGCAGCAAAUUUAGGACUACUUGAUCAGCGACUCGGUCUAGAAUGGGUGGCAGACAACAUUGCGGCAUUUGGGGGGGACCCGGACAAGGUCACAAUUUGGGGCGAGUCUGCUGGAAGUAUCUCUGUCUUCGACCAGAUGUUGUUAUUUGGUGGCAACGCCAGCUAUAACGGCAAUCCUCUCUUCCGGGGAGCUAUCAUGAACUCCGGAAGCGUUAUUCCGGUGGAUCCAGUUGAUUGCCCCAAAGGCCAGGCAGUCUAUGAUCGUACAGUAGAACGAGGCGGAUGCCAGGGUUCGACUGACACCUUGGAAUGCCUUCGCCAGCUACCAUUCGAAAAGUUCUACAAUGCAGUGGUUACUGAACCUGCAGUCCUCUCAUACAAUGCACUGGCUUUAUCAUAUCUCCCACGCCCAGAUGGGAAGAUCCUACUGCAAAGCCCAGACGACCAAGGAUUAUCUGGAAAGUUGUUCGCGGUCCCAACCAUCAUUGGGGAUCUAGAAGACGAAGGCAGUAUAUUCGCAUUGUUUCAGCAGAACUUGACAACCCCGGGGCAAGUUGUUGAUUAUCUUGCAGAGCGAUACUUUACGCAUGCCACAAAACCACAGCUGCAAGAGCUUCUUGACACAUACGAAGCUGACCCUGCUGCUGGUAGCCCAUUCCGCACCGGUGAUGCCAACCAAAUUUACCCUGGCUUCAAGCGCUUAGCAGCAUUGCUCGGAGACAUGGUAUUCACCCUAACGCGACGGCUUACUUUGACGCUGGCAAGUGUAGUCAAGCCCGAUAUGCCAACAUGGUCGUAUCUUGCUUCUUACAAGUACAAUACGCCGAUUCUUGGCACUUUUCAUAUUUCCGACGUAAUGGAGAUCUUCUACAAUGAGAGCCCGAAUUCGUCCGUCAAAAAUUGCCGCACUUACUAUUUUAACUUCCUUUACAAUCAGGAUCCAAACGUCGGGGUUACCGGGCUGUCGCAGUGGCCAAGGUGGGCCGAUGGUAACAAGCUCAUGUGGUUCCAAGAGAACAAGACGGAUCUUCUAGCUGAUGACUUCAGAAACAAAUCUGCUGAUUUCCUGCUUAAUAACAAAGAUAUUCUCAAGUUUUAG